Messenger RNA from Quercus robur (English oak), 939 nucleotides. RefSeq names its product protein HEADING DATE REPRESSOR 1. Gene Ontology annotation, biological process: regulation of flower development. The transcript is spliced from 3 exons. Lineage: Eukaryota; Viridiplantae; Streptophyta; Magnoliopsida; Fagales; Fagaceae. Bases 260 to 793 code for a protein of 177 amino acids. The record is from RefSeq and is a predicted model, not a curated record.
CUUUGCUGUACUUGUUCAAUGGCAAACCAAAAUCAUGAGAAUCGGGAAAGGAAGAAGGUGGAGGAUGGAGCUUUGGUAGGGUUCUCUCCGGUCUCUUCCCCUCGGAUUUUUUGGAAAUCCCGAAAGAGAUCUUCAUCAGAAAUGGCAUGGUGGAACUAUGGCCUCCCUAUUGUGUUUGAUACUAUGCUAGUGUAUAGAUAUGCAGCGUCUCUAAGUUUGUUGGAACUACAAUAGUAACUUGUUUCCAACAGCUAGCUCAAUGAAUAUAGACAAGGUAACAGAAGAUACUGCUGAUGAAACACCCAACAAACAGGAAGAACCUCUGAUUGAAGAGAAGGCGCAGGACUCUACUGAAAGUUCUAUGAUCUCUGAGCGUCGAAAGGCCUUGUUUGAACCAUUAGAACCAAUAACGAAUAUAAAUGGCCGACGACCAUCAGCUGAAUCCUUACUCCCUCCACCUGACUUUGACUCCACAAACUAUCCCAAAGGCUGGCUGAUUGGAAAGAAAAGAAAGCUAGUCAAUGUGGAUGUUGUUGAGAGCAUGCGGAGGAUUGCUGUGCAGGAAAUGAACAGAAAGGACAGGGAAAUUGAUGGCCUAAAUCAGCAAUUGGAAGAGGAUGGCCAAUGCCUAGAACAUCUGCAACUUCAACUUCUGCAAGAACGAAGCAAGCGUGCAGAGGUCGAGAGAGAAAAUGCAGUGCUACAAGAUCAGAUAUCUAUGUUGAUGAACAUGUUACAUGAUAACGAGUCCAUGGGAGAAGAAGGCCCAGAUGAAGGCUCAGAUGAACCAUAGUGGUGGUUUGUUCGGUCGUUUGUUUGUUUGUUUGUUUGUUUAUUCUUUUUGUAGAAAGUUUCUAAAAAGUUGAAAUCAACCAUUCAAAACAUAGGUUUUAUAUAUAUAAUUGCACAGGUUGGUACUGCUAGUGCAUUGGAGAUGAA